This is a messenger RNA of Arabidopsis arenosa, 735 nucleotides long. NCBI's taxonomy places the organism in Eukaryota, Viridiplantae, Streptophyta, Magnoliopsida, Brassicales, Brassicaceae. The record is from the annotation of a GenBank genome assembly.
GUGACCACAAGCCCAACCUAGAACCAAUGCCGUUGAUGAAAACUUCGCCACCGCAGCCACUGCGCCGCCCUAGCCUUGUAUGCUACAUUUUUCUCGUCAUACUAACUCUAAUCUUCAUGGUAGCUGUAGGUUUUCUCAUUACCUGGCUUGUAACCAAACCCAAGAAACUUCAUUACACGGUUGAAAACGCCUCGGUUAGAAACUUUAACCUUACCAACGACAAUCACAUGUCAGCUACAUUCAAAUUCACCAUCCAAUCGCACAACCCUAACCCCAGAAUCUCGGUUUACUACAGUUCCGUCGAGAUAUUCGUUAAAUUCAAGGACCAGACACUUGCGUUCGACACGAUGGAGCCGUUUCACCAACCGCGGAUGAACGUUAAGCAGAUUGAUGAAACGUUGAUUGCGGAAAACGUUGCCGUUUCCAAAUCCAAUGGUAAGGAUUUGAGGUCUCAAACUUCGUUGGGAAAGAUUGAGUUUGAAGUUUUUGUUAAGGCGAGGGUUAGAUUUAAAGUGGGGAUAUGGAAGUCAUCACAUCGUACGGCUAAGAUUGAGUGUUCUCAUGUCACUGUCUCUUUGUCGCAGCCAAACCAGUCCCAAAAUAGUUCGUGUGAUGCUGAUAUAUGAUUAGUAAGUUUGCAUUGUCAGUUCAUUGAUCGUGUUGUCCGCAACAGGUUAUGCUCCAUCAAGAGUCAUGGUAACUCGAAUCUUGAAGAUGGACUGCGUUUAUUUUCAG